This is a messenger RNA of Verruconis gallopava, 2139 nucleotides long. RefSeq lists its product as uncharacterized. The transcript is spliced from 3 exons. NCBI's taxonomy places the organism in Eukaryota, Fungi, Ascomycota, Dothideomycetes, Venturiales, Sympoventuriaceae. The record is from RefSeq and is a predicted model, not a curated record. Gene Ontology annotation, biological process: mitochondrion organization; lipid homeostasis. Gene Ontology annotation, cellular component: mitochondrial inner membrane. Bases 111 to 1826 code for a protein of 571 amino acids.
AGCCAACGUCACUCGAUCCACCCGAACAAACCCAUCCCUGGAUCUGCUAGCAAUUGAUCUUUUUCCCUCGUUUGAUAGCCGGCUGCUUAAUACGCGAUGAUACCCUGAAGAUGUCUGCGCGAUUGUUCUCGAAUUACGUCCUACCGUGGACCUGCCGGUCAUGUCUGCGAAGGACGGCGCUGAUGUCGGCAUCCCGGCCUUUAAGGCGCCUGAACCACAUCAACGCGCAGAAGCCUAAGAAUGGAAGUAAUAGGAGGAGAAGAAUACUACUGGCAAGCGCGACAGGUGGCGGAGUGGUUGCGACGGCCGUGGCGUUCAAUGAUGAGGCGAAGUACGUCUUCAAUGCUGCGCAGCGGUCGGGCAGAGUAGUCACAACACUCUUCAUCUGCAUUAACGACUAUCGCGUGACGUUGAGACACGAUCAUAAAAACGAAGAGGACUACCAAGCGCUCCUCAAAGCAUGCCACAAACGCUGCGCCGAACGCACCUUGGUCGCCAUGGAGAAGAAUGGGUCAAUAUUCAUCAAGCUGGGGCAGCAUCUGAGCAGCUUGAAUUACUUACUCCCAAACGAGUGGUGUGACACGUUCAUUCCAUUGCAGGACAAAUGCCCCGUCUCGUCGUAUGAAAGCAUAGAAGAGAUGGUCUACAAGGACACGGGACGACAGAUCUCCGAGUACUUCUCCGAGUUUGAAAAGCAGCCCAUCGGCGCCGCGUCGCUGGCACAGGUGCACAGGGCUACGGUCAGAGAAACCGGCGAGCGCGUCGCCGUGAAGGUACAGCACCCUAGCUUGGACGAAUGGGCACCGCUCGAUCUGAAAUUGACACACUUCACAUUCACCACGCUAAAGAAAUGGUUUCCAGACUACGACCUGACCUGGCUCAGUGAAGAGAUGGAGGUUUCCCUGCCUCAAGAGCUGGACUUCAGGCUCGAGGGCGAAAAUGCGAGACGAGCAAAGGAGUACUUUAGCCACGUCAAGGACGUGCCUCUAAUAAUACCCAACGUGACGUGGGCGGACAGGCGGAUCCUGGUCAUGGAGUACGUGACGGGUCACAGGCCUGACGAUCUGGCUUAUUUGGACGAGAAUAAGAUCGAUCGGGAUGAGGUCUCUGCUGCGCUAGCGAGGAUAUUCAACGAGAUGAUCUUCGGAUCCGGCGCGCCGCUUCACUGCGAUCCCCACGGCGGAAACAUUGCGAUACGGCAUAAUCCCAAUCGAUGGGGCAAAGCGAACUUUGACAUCAUCCUCUACGACCAUGGCCUGUACAGGACAAUUCCGAUGGACUUGCGGCGAUCGUACGCGAAGCUUUGGCUGGCGGUGCUGGAGGGGAACGAGAAGAACAUGAGGACAUAUGCAAAGGAAGUUGCAGGCAUCGACGACGACAUGUUCCCUAUCUUUGCGUCUGCAAUCACCGGUCGCGAGUUCAGCGCCGUCAAGGCCGGGAUCGCCAACCAGGCGAGAACGGCGGCCGAGAAGGAGAACAUCGCCGACGCACUGAGCGACGGCAUGCUCGCGCAGAUUGUACAGUUGCUGGGCAGGGUGCCGAGGGUGCUACUUCUUAUCUUGAAGACGAAUGAUCUCACUCGAUCUCUCGACGAGAAUCUUCAAACGCGCCAGGGCCCUGCGCGCACCUUCCUCAUCCUCGCCAAAUACGCAUCCCGAGCCGUCCUCGAAGAGCAACUCGAGAAGAUCAAGGGCUUCUCGCCGCGCAGCGCCUUCGCAUUUCUAAGAGCUUGGAUUGACUAUCUGCGCAUUGGGCUGCGCUUGAGGGUGUACGAGCUGUACCUUGAUUCCAGGAGGCUGCUGGGCAUGCAGCCGCUCACCAUCUAGACGUGGACGCUGACUGCUUUUGGUAUGAGAUUGGGGGGGAAGAGGAUGGAGGGAUCUGCUUGUUUGUGUGCAUAGCGAUGGCGUUAAAUCAUUCCGCUGGCUUUGCAAUGCGUGGAGAACAUAGACGUAGAAUUGUACAAGUACACAUGGUCGAGUUUGAUCUUUCGGCUGCAUUUCACGUCAGGCACCAUUCGACACGCGAACGUGAAAUGCCUGCUCUCGCAGUGUCGCUUGCCAUACUUUUAUUUUUUUGGGGCAGAGGAAUGGAGGGGAGAUAUCCUAAUCGGUGACAAUUUUCAGAUCGUGCCGCUGC